Molecule: messenger RNA, 957 nt
Organism: Cryptococcus amylolentus CBS 6039
Lineage: Eukaryota; Fungi; Basidiomycota; Tremellomycetes; Tremellales; Cryptococcaceae
Exons: 2
Coding region: 1-957 (318 amino acids)
Source: RefSeq, a predicted model, not a curated record
AUGGUGCUCGAAAAAGCAACAGUGCUUCGACGAAGAGAGGGAUAUCGGAAUACGAAUACUCUACUUGCGAUUAGGCGGCCCAACAAGCUUGCCAAUGCCAUGGCAUGUGCCCUCGGCCUUCCUACCAUUCGGACAAUCCGUCGGAAGGAUACCCAUCCCGAGCUUUGCACACCUGGGGGGGGGGAGAUCGGGGAGCGCCGUGCCGCUCGUAUGAGCAUGGCGAUCACCUUCAUCAUCAGUGUCGUCCUGUACACUGCCAACACCUCCCUGAACGUCUUCCAAAUCCUCGCCGGCCUCUUCCUCUCAUCGACCUCCACGUCCGAGUCCACUAUCGACGCUCCCAAUCGUCUGGGCGUCUGUAUAACCUACACCUCGAUCUGGCGAGCGUGGAUGUCCCUCGACGCCGAGGCCGACAGCGUGGCGAAGAAGCUGUUUCAGCUUGGGAAGGAUGGCGUCCAGCGUUUGCGUGCUGUCGUCCAGGUGGACAACAUCGACAUCUGGAAGCGGAAGACCAACGAGACCAUCCUGAAUGAGUCCAGCCUCAUACACAUGGCUGCGUCGUAUAUCAGGGCGAUGCCGAGCUAUGUGGACAAGGAGGUCUUUACGCCAGAAUUCCAGGAGGAGCUGUUAGCUUGUGAGGGCUCUCUGAAGCACGCUCAGUUCAACCAGUUCAAGCCGAACGAGCGUGAUCGGAACCGCCUGGACCAAGCUCGGCGCUUGAACAUCGCGCAAAUCCUCCUGCUCCAUCUCCCCUUCUUUGUUGAUCACAAGGACAGAGCCACUGUGGUCAAGGUCUACAACCAACAGAUCCUCGAUCGAUUUGCCAAGCUCUUCCUCGCCCAUCAUAUGCCUGACGAGGAGACUCGCGAGACCAAACUGUACCCCCUCCCAGCCCAGCCGUUCGACAUGGGCCACACCUCGCACACAGCGAAUUUCAAGGCGUGGAUCAAGGGGUGA